Messenger RNA from Anoplopoma fimbria (sablefish), 1677 nucleotides. It is a transcript of the gene fbxo3, whose product is annotated as F-box protein 3. The record is from RefSeq and is a predicted model, not a curated record. The coding region runs from base 155 to 1528 and encodes 457 amino acids. Gene Ontology annotation, molecular function: protein binding. NCBI's taxonomy places the organism in Eukaryota, Metazoa, Chordata, Actinopteri, Perciformes, Anoplopomatidae. The transcript has 13 exons.
CACUCACAGGAGUCCAUAUGUAAGAGUUUACAGUCACAGAAGGCGAUUAAGAAACUUAAAAUUAAUGGAAAAUAAUGUUUGACCGGCAGGUGGCGGUGACGCGCCUCGGCGCUGCAGAUAAAAACACCCCCGAAGAAGAGCAGCGCCGCUAACAAUGGCGGCUAACGCGCAGCUCCGCGUGGACCAGCUGCCCGCGGACCCGCUGCUGCACGUGCUGUCCCUGCUGGGCUUCAGAGACCUCAUCAGUUGUAGUUAUGUCAGCAGGAGGCUCAAUGAUCUGUCCAAACACAACCCUCUGUGGAGGUCUCUCUGCUCCACACACUGGCUGCUGACGGAUGCUGACCGGCUGCAGAGCGGCGUGUCCUGGUACUGCCUCUUCAAGCAGUACUACACAGACCUGGGCCGCUACAUGCAGUACUACCCGGCUCUGAAGAGGGCCUGGGAGCAGCUGAAGGUCUUCCUGCAGCUGAGGUGUCCUCGCAUGAUCGCCUCGCUCAAAGAGGGCGCCACAGAGGUGGAGCUUAACGACAUCGAGGCUCAGAUCGGCUGCAGACUUCCAGACGACUACCGCUGCUCGUACCGGAUCCACAACGGACAGAAGCUGGUGAUCCCGGGGCUGAUGGGCAGCAUGUCCCUGUCUAACCACUACCGGUCUGAGGUGCUUCUGGACGUGGAGACGGCGGCGGGAGGUUUCCAGCAGAGGAAGGGGAUGAGACGCUGCCUCCCGCUGACCUUCUGCUUCCACACCGGACUCAGUCAGUACAUGGCCCUGGAGCCGGCGGAGGGGCGCCGGAUGUACGAGAGCUUCUACCCCUGCCCCGAUCAGACGGCUCAGGACCCGUCAGCCAUCGACAUGUUCAUCACAGGUUCCUCCUUCUUUGAGUGGUUCACGGUGUACGUCCAGGACGUGGUCACUGGAGAGUACCCCAUCAUCAGAGACCAGAUCUUCAGGUACGUCCAUGAGAAAGGCUGUGAGGAGACGACCGGUGACAUCACCGUCUCUGUCUCUACCUCCUUCCUCCCUGAACUGUCCUCCGUCCACCCACCACACUUCUUCUUCACCUACCGCAUCAGGAUAGAGAUGUCCAGCAGUGCGUCUCCAGAAGCUGCCUGUCAGCUGGACAGUCGUUACUGGAAGAUCACGACCUCUGAUGGGAACGUGGAGGAGGUUCAGGGUCCCGGCGUCGUCGGAGAGUUUCCUGUCAUGACACCCGGUAAAGUGCACGAGUACGCCAGCUGCACCACCUUCUCCACCCCGACAGAGUUCAUGGAGGGUCACUACACCUUCCACAGACUGGCCAAUAAGGAGGAAGUGUUCCACGUGGCGAUUCCUCGGUUCCACAUGAUCUGCCCUCCGUUCAGAGAGCCGCUGGUCCGAACGCAGAAGGCGGCGGCGAGUUACCCGCCUCGCUUAGACGACCACGACCACGACGACGAGUUCUGUGACGGAGACGGCGACGACUUCGGAGACCUGCGAGGAAUCAACAUGGCCGCCCUGGAGGGAGCGUGGUGCCCCCGACACAUCUGACCGCGGCGUCGUCACGGAAACCAGACGGGACCGUCAGCCGUUUGUCAGACAAGUCGCGUCGAUUCCAGACUAACGAACAAAAAACAGGAACAAAUGUGAACGAGGAACGUUUCCUCACCACGAUGUGGAACGUUUCCUCACCACGAUGU